AGGGGCUUUCGUCGGCAUCCGGCGAGGAAGCCCUCCCAGUGCCGGCUAGAGCGUCGAGUGGCGGAAAACGUCGUCACAAAAGUCGUUCCAGGAGGCGGGCAAAGAGGCGCAAGGACGAUACCUCGGCUUCGACCACCUCAGGGCUCGCGGACGUGCACAUAUGGAUGGUGGGACAUUCCAUAGUCCAUUGGGCAGGCCUUCGCGCUGGCCAAACGCCAUUGGGUCCUCGACUUGGCCUUCCAUCCAACAUCCAAGUGACCUGGAUGGGCAAGAGGGGCAUGCGCUGGGGGGAGCUUCUCCCUUUGCUGCGGCGCAAAGCCCUCUUGCUCGGGUGCCCGUCCGCCCUGGUGAUCCAGCUGGGAGAAAAUGACAUCCCCGCUGUGGACCCGUUAUCUCUUCGCCUGGCUAUCCUACGAGAUUUGUUGGAGAUAAGGUCUUGGUUCCCUGAUACCGUCGUUUUUUGGUCCCAAAUGUUGCAGAGGAUGCAAUGGCGGGGUGAUAUUCCUCCUCUGGCUGGGGAAAGAGCUAGGAAGAGGGUUAACAGCGCAGCAUCCAAACGGGUGUACGAAAUCGGGGGGAGUUUGAUUCGUCAUCCCGUAAUUAAUGUUAGAGCCCCGCUUUUAUAUCGGGAUGAUGGGGUUCACUUAUCCCCUGAUGGGUAUGAUAUUUGGCUGCGUGAUGUGUCUGAGGGUUUAAAAAGUUGGUUAGGUCUCUGAGUGUUGGCGGCAAGCCAGGGCUGGCUUGAUUGGCGGUUAGGCUUUUGGUUGGUUAAUCGGUUGGUAGAGGGGGUGGCACACGGAUGCCUACCCUCACCUCCGUUUGCUCCAUAUAGAAGUAUUCCGUUAAAGGAAUCUCAGGGCUUACACUCUUGUCCUUACCAUCCCGCCAUUGGCGGGAAUGGUGGGCCCAAUUUUAAGAGCAAGAGCCUUGAGGAACAUUCUUGGUGAAGGUGAGGAGGGAAUGACUGGGCGCAGCCACCUCCUCACUCCCAGGUAUGUUUACUUGACUUCCAUGCGGAAGUCGGAGCAGGAACUGUCCAAGCGGACAGUGGUGAGUCCUGUCCUAUGGUGACAGCUGAUGUGAGUCCUGCCACGUGGGCAGAUGAGGUGAGUCCUGUCCAAUGGUGACAGCUGAUGUGAGUCCUGCCACGUGGGGCAGAUGAGGUGAGUCCUGUCCUAAGGGGACAGCUGAUUGAGUCCUGUCCUGGAUGGACAGAUGGGGAUAGUCCUUCUUUAGGAAGGACGAGUGAAUAACCAAAAGCCUAAGCCAACACUCGGAUUAAAAUUGUGUAUUUAAUAAAGUUGUGGCCCUAAAUUAUUUGCCAAAAACCAAACCAUAAUUCUGUUGUCAGUUGUGAGUUAUUUAAGGUAAUUUUCUGGGAAGCCUCGACACACAAAGCGCUUUAUAUCAUCUAAUAUAAAGCGGAUUGUGGUAGGGCUGUUAAGAAAUUUAGCUUAGGGUUUGGUUUGUGUAAGGCCACAGCUCAUGCUGAGUAAUGGGGGGCGUGUGUAUGCAAAUUCCUUGGAUCUGAUUGGUUGUUGGGGCCCCUCUUAAAGCUGCGUCCACCAUUUUCUGGUCACAUUUUUGCCUGGCGUUUGAACCCCUCCCACCCGCCCUUUCUUUCUUGCAGGUUAGCACGACAUUGCUAUUGCCUUCGGGGCCGCCUGUAUUCAGGGGUCAGUAGGAAUUUUUCCAAUUGGCUGAUUGGCUGUGCCUCUUGGUUUUCGCCUACUGCGCUAGCAAAUUGUCACAACUUGUUAGGUUGGCGGUUAGGCUUUUGGUUGGUUAAUCGGUUGGUAGAGGGGGUGGCACACGGAUGCCUACCCUCACCUCCGUUUGCUCCAUAUAGAAGUAUUCCGUUAAAGGAAUCUCAGGGCUUACACUCUUGUCCUUACCAUCCCGCCAUUGGCGGGAAUGGUGGGCCCAAUUUUAAGAGCAAGAGCCUUGAGGAACAUUCUUGGUGAAGGUGAGGAGGGAAUGACUGGGCGCAGCCACCUCCUCACUCCCAGGUAUGUUUACUUGACUUCCAUGCGGAAGUCGGAGCAGGAACUGUCCAAGCGGACAGUGGUGAGUCCUGUCCUAUGGUGACAGCUGAUGUGAGUCCUGCCACGUGGGCAGAUGAGGUGAGUCCUGUCCAAUGGUGACAGCUGAUGUGAGUCCUGCCACGUGGGGCAGAUGAGGUGAGUCCUGUCCUAAGGGGACAGCUGAUUGAGUCCUGUCCUGGAUGGACAGAUGGGGAUAGUCCUUCUUUAGGAAGGACGAGUGAAUAACCAAAAGCCUAAGCCAACACUCGGAUUAAAAUUGUGUAUUUAAUAAAGUUGUGGCCCUAAAUUAUUUGCCAAAAACCAAACCAUAAUUCUGUUGUCAGUUGUGAGUUAUUUAAGGUAAUUUUCUGGGAAUCCUCGACACACAAAGCGCUUUAUAUCAUCUAAUAUAAAGCGGAUUGUGGUAGGGCUGUUAAGAAAUUUAGCUUAGGGUUUGGUUUGUGUAAGGCCACAGCUCAUGCUGAGUAAUGGGGGGCGUGUGUAUGCAAAUUCCUUGGAUCUGAUUGGUUGUUGGGGCCCCUCUUAAAGCUGCGUCCACCAUUUUCUGGUCACAUUUUUGCCUGGCGUUUGAACUGUGUGUUUCUAUCGGUUCCUGUCUGGCAAGAGAGCGUUCCUGGAUUCCUGGAGUCUGGUUGUAUCUGGCUUAUUUAAUUUGCUGAUUUAUUCAGCUUAUUGCUUGCUUUUGAUUUUUAGCUUUCAUUUACUGCCUUAUUUAGCUCCGUUUUGAUUCUCCCCCUCCCCUCCCUCCCCACUCCCUUCCCCUACGGCUCGGCCUCGGCUGGGGGCGUUGGGAGUCCCCCCCCCCCCGCACAGGCAUCCCACUUUAUUUAAAGGGCGCACCCCCCUUUAGAUUCCUUUAAAUUCUUUAAAUUCCCCCCCCCGCUUGCCUUGGCUAGCCUGCUGUGGCUCUUGGUGGGCAAGGGGGCCUUGGUACCCUGAGGGAGCCUUGGCUCCUGGCUCCUUGCCUGGCCGUUUUCCUGCUGGGGCUGGGCUGGGCUGGGCUGGAGCCACGUGGGUGGUUAAUAGGGCUGUUGCCGGCUGAGGAGCAUUGAGGCUGCUUGCGCUCUGCUGGGGGCCUCUAAUUUGGCUUAUUGGGGGCUGUGGCGUUUGCCGCCCCCCCUGGGGUGCCUGCGGGGUGGGGGUGCAUCAUUGGGAGGGCGCCAGGCCGUUAUUGUGCCUGGUUUGCACGUUGCGUCCGCCAUUUUAAUGCUUGCAACCCCCUUUGCUAUUAAGCAGAGAGCUGCUGCUUGUGCAUUGGGGGGAGCGGUUUGAGGGGGGUUGCUGGGUCUUUAGGACCUUGGGAGGGGGUCCCCUCACUUGAUUCACCUGGGGGGCCUCUAGUUUUUGUGUCCUGUAUAGCGUUUGUUUUCUGUUUGCAUCUGUUUUAGCUGAGGAAAAAUUUUUUCCUGGCUGCAGUUUAUUUCGAGGCUUGAGUGCUUGCAGCCAGUUUCUGGGCGUUUGGCGCCAUCUACUGGCCACGAGUUGUUACUACACCUACAAAUUUAAUUGCCUUUUCCCUCAGCCUAUAUUGAAGUCCCUUGAACAGGCUUUGACUUUAUUGUGUUGCCUGACUAGCUUAUUGGGUCAUUUUAACUUAUUGGUUUCCUUUAAUUACUUGAUUUAAUUUAUAUCCUUUUAUUUAGGAAUCUUAAUUGAUUCAAUUGGAUUAUAAUUGGCUUUGACCUGCGUGGGCUUGCUUUGGUUAAGUGAAAGGAAAAAACUUUUACUCCUUGCCUUUAAUUGGAGGCCUGAGUACUGCAGCCUACUUUAGGUUCUCUAUGCCAUCGGCUGGCCUCAAGGGGGUUAUCGCACCUUGUUAGUUUUGAUACUGUUCCUUCCCAAUAGAUAGGGAAUACAUUGCUUGGCCUGCGUUUUGGGUUUCUUGCAUUGUUUAAUUGGCUUAAUUGAUGUCCAUUGUUUAAUUCAAUUUAAUUUUAAUUCACGUUAAUUUAGUUUUCACGUAUUCUGGUUAAGGAUUCUAUUUGGUUGCGUGGGUGGGAGUUUGGCUUUGGCCUGCGCAUUUCCCUCUCCCUCCCUUUUAGGGGGGGGGCCGGGGCGUGUGCCGGGGUCCGGCCUACACCAGCCUGCAAUACAAGUCUAACUGAUUUCCCUGGGGCCUUUCAGAGGCCUGGGUGUCCCCAAAUAUUUUGCAGUUAGUUUUGCAGAUUGGUUGGGAAGGCUCCAAUAUUUGAGGGGUGGGGUGACGCCGCCUAGUGGUUAAAGUGGUAAUACGCACCCCUGUGUGAUUCCACGUGUGUUUGCUUGUUAUUCCAAGUAGUUAAUAGUUCAGGAUGGCGGCCCACCCAUCCACUUCAGGGAAAUCUAAGAGGGUCAUUAAGGGCGCUUCGCAGAAGCUGCGUUCGCCAGCCUCGCAGGCAGCGGGUCGCGUGGAAGCAUUCAUCGCUAGCAUUGCUGGUGACCCACAGGCCCUGGCCCAGCUUGGAUCUGGGCUUGAUGCCUUAUUACAGAACCCGGCCUCUCAUCCUGCCGCCUCGACCUCUGCUGGUUUACCUCUGGAAGCAGGGCGGGAGGCGGCGACUACGGCCAUGCCUCCAGACCGGCAAGGCCCAGACCCUCUUUCUGCCCCCUCUACCUCUGCAGGUGUAUCCCUGGACCCUGGGCAAGCUACGGUGGCGGCGUCGCAGCCUCUGUCCCCCAUGGCGACCAUUCUGGAACUGCCUGAGACCACCACGUCUGGGCCAGCUGACUCGUCGGAUGACGACUUCGUGGGGCCUUCUGGUGUUCUGAUGCCGAAUGCCUCUUCCACUCCUAUGGUGGUGCCGGCGCCCCCUCCCGUCAAACGACGGAGUGAGGGGAAGCAGCCUCGGCGCACCAGGAGGGCGAGGCAGGCUAAGGGCAGAGUAAGUGGGCAAGGGCAGGGGGGGCGGACGGGGGCCUCCUCUAAUGUUGUUGUUUCGCCCGUUGCUCCAUCCCAGACUCUUGCCGUCGCCUCGCGGCGCGAGGGGCUUUCGUCGGCAUCCGGCGAGGAAGCCCUCCCAGUGCCGGCUAGAGCGUCGAGUGGCGGAAAACGUCGUCACAAAAGUCGUUCCAGGAGGCGGGCAAAGAGGCGCAAGGACGAUACCUCGGCUUCGACCACCUCAGGGCUCGCGGACGUGCACAUAUGGAUGGUGGGACAUUCCAUAGUCCAUUGGGCAGGCCUUCGCGCUGGCCAAACGCCAUUGGGUCCUCGACUUGGCCUUCCAUCCAACAUCCAAGUGACCUGGAUGGGCAAGAGGGGCAUGCGCUGGGGGGAGCUUCUCCCUUUGCUGCGGCGCAAAGCCCUCUUGCUCGGGUGCCCGUCCGCCCUGGUGAUCCAGCUGGGAGAAAAUGACAUCCCCGCUGUGGACCCGUUAUCUCUUCGCCUGGCUAUCCUACGAGAUUUGUUGGAGAUAAGGACUUGGUUCCCUGAUACCGUCGUUUUUUGGUCCCAAAUGUUGCAGAGGAUGCAAUGGCGGGGUGAUAUUCCUCCUCUGGCUGGGGAAAGAGCUAGGAAGAGGGUUAACAGCGCAGCAUCCAAACGGGUGUACGAAAUCGGGGGGAGUUUGAUUCGUCAUCCCGUAAUUAAUGUUAGAGCCCCGCUUUUAUAUCGGGAUGAUGGGGUUCACUUAUCCCCUGAUGGGUAUGAUAUUUGGCUGCGUGAUGUGUCUGAGGGUUUAAAAAGUUGGUUAGGUCUCUGAGUGUUGGCGGCAAGCCAGGGCUGGCUUGAUUGGCGGUUAGGCUUUUGGUUGGUUAAUCGGUUGGUAGAGGGGGUGGCACACGGAUGCCUACCCUCACCUCCGUUUGCUCCAUAUAGAAGUAUUCCGUUAAAGGAAUCUCAGGGCUUACACUCUUGUCCUUACCAUCCCGCCAUUGGCGGGAAUGGUGGGCCCAAUUUUAAGAGCAAGAGCCUUGAGGAACAUUCUUGGUGAAGGUGAGGAGGGAAUGACUGGGCGCAGCCACCUCCUCACUCCCAGGUAUGUUUACUUGACUUCCAUGCGGAAGUCGGAGCAGGAACUGUCCAAGCGGACAGUGGUGAGUCCUGUCCUAUGGUGACAGCUGAUGUGAGUCCUGCCACGUGGGCAGAUGAGGUGAGUCCUGUCCAAUGGUGACAGCUGAUGUGAGUCCUGCCACGUGGGGCAGAUGAGGUGAGUCCUGUCCUAAGGGGACAGCUGAUUGAGUCCUGUCCUGGAUGGACAGAUGGGGAUAGUCCUUCUUUAGGAAGGACGAGUGAAUAACCAAAAGCCUAAGCCAACACUCGGAUUAAAAUUGUGUAUUUAAUAAAGUUGUGGCCCUAAAUUAUUUGCCAAAAACCAAACCAUAAUUCUGUUGUCAGUUGUGAGUUAUUUAAGGUAAUUUUCUGGGAAGCCUCGACACACAAAGCGCUUUAUAUCAUCUAAUAUAAAGCGGAUUGUGGUAGGGCUGUUAAGAAAUUUAGCUUAGGGUUUGGUUUGUGUAAGGCCACAGCUCAUGCUGAGUAAUGGGGGGCGUGUGUAUGCAAAUUCCUUGGAUCUGAUUGGUUGUUGGGGCCCCUCUUAAAGCUGCGUCCACCAUUUUCUGGUCACAUUUUUGCCUGGCGUUUGAACCCCUCCCACCCGCCCUUUCUUUCUUGCAGGUUAGCACGACAUUGCUAUUGCCUUCGGGGCCGCCUGUAUUCAGGGGUCAGUAGGAAUUUUUCCAAUUGGCUGAUUGGCUGUGCCUCUUGGUUUUCGCCUACUGCGCUAGCAAAUUGUCACAACUUGUUAGGUUGGCGGUUAGGCUUUUGGUUGGUUAAUCGGUUGGUAGAGGGGGUGGCACACGGAUGCCUACCCUCACCUCCGUUUGCUCCAUAUAGAAGUAUUCCGUUAAAGGAAUCUCAGGGCUUACACUCUUGUCCUUACCAUCCCGCCAUUGGCGGGAAUGGUGGGCCCAAUUUUAAGAGCAAGAGCCUUGAGGAACAUUCUUGGUGAAGGUGAGGAGGGAAUGACUGGGCGCAGCCACCUCCUCACUCCCAGGUAUGUUUACUUGACUUCCAUGCGGAAGUCGGAGCAGGAACUGUCCAAGCGGACAGUGGUGAGUCCUGUCCUAUGGUGACAGCUGAUGUGAGUCCUGCCACGUGGGCAGAUGAGGUGAGUCCUGUCCAAUGGUGACAGCUGAUGUGAGUCCUGCCACGUGGGGCAGAUGAGGUGAGUCCUGUCCUAAGGGGACAGCUGAUUGAGUCCUGUCCUGGAUGGACAGAUGGGGAUAGUCCUUCUUUAGGAAGGACGAGUGAAUAACCAAAAGCCUAAGCCAACACUCGGAUUAAAAUUGUGUAUUUAAUAAAGUUGUGGCCCUAAAUUAUUUGCCAAAAACCAAACCAUAAUUCUGUUGUCAGUUGUGAGUUAUUUAAGGUAAUUUUCUGGGAAGCCUCGACACACAAUAAAU
This is a messenger RNA of Zootoca vivipara (common lizard), 7424 nucleotides long. NCBI's taxonomy places the organism in Eukaryota, Metazoa, Chordata, Lepidosauria, Squamata, Lacertidae. The record is from RefSeq and is a predicted model, not a curated record.